AUGCACGGUUUGCGUCACCUUCAACUUGGCCAGAACCAGCUCACCAAUGAUGGCUUGAGGGAGAUUCUUGACUCUUGUCCUCAUCUCGAGUCGCUCGAUCUGCGCCACUGUUUCAAUCUUAAUCUGGAGGGAGAUUUGGGAAAAAGAUGCACUGAGCAAAUUAAACAAUUGCGGCUUCCCAAUGAUUCCAGUGAUGACUAUGAAUUUCCUGCUACGCCAUAUGGUUUUGCUAAUUUUUGGGAGUAUAUUGGCUCUAAUGAUUGUGAGGAUCCUAAUUGUUAUGAUGAUCUUAAUGAUUACACGUAUGAGGCUUAUAAUGACCAAGGCUUCUCAGAUGAGAUAGCCAAUGACUACGAAUUUCCUUAUGGAUUAACUGAUGCUGGUCGUGACUGCAAGGACUGUGACUGUUCUGCUUGA
This is a messenger RNA of Prunus armeniaca (apricot), 417 nucleotides long. The record is from the annotation of a GenBank genome assembly. Lineage: Eukaryota; Viridiplantae; Streptophyta; Magnoliopsida; Rosales; Rosaceae.